This is a messenger RNA of Menidia menidia (Atlantic silverside), 5806 nucleotides long. NCBI's taxonomy places the organism in Eukaryota, Metazoa, Chordata, Actinopteri, Atheriniformes, Atherinopsidae. The record is from the annotation of a GenBank genome assembly.
GACCGAUCUAUGUAAUUAAUGUUUAGCAUCGUUUAUGAAACAGAGUUCGGCGUACACAGCUCCCAAUCCCACCAUGCAACAGUGAGCUAGCGGCGGCAGCUAGCCACCACAUUUGACCCUCCGUGUGCCAUGAUGAACUAGACAUCCGGGCUGCGUGAAUGGAAGAUGGCGACACUUAUCCUCCCUUGCGAAUGGAUCAAAAACUGGGAAAAAUCAGGAAAACACGAGUUUGUACAGCUCUGCAAGGACCUCACAGAAAAAGACGAUCAUGGAAGGGAAAUUAGAGCAGACAUGCAGACCGCCCUCUAUGAGCUCUGCUGCCACGUCGUCCAAGGAAACCUGAAGAUGGACCUUGUCGCUAAUGUCCUCGGGGAGAUGAUGGAAUUCAGAGACGACAUGCCAUCGAUUUUAGCAGAUGUAUUCAGUAUUCUAGAUAUUGAGACUGGUGCACUGGAAGAAAAAAACAAACGGGACCAUUACACUCACCUGGUGGGAGCCUGUUUGUGUUUUGUACCAGAGGCCAUCCUGAAAGAGAGGCUGGAUCCAGAAACCCUCGAGUCUCUCGGCCUGAUCAAACAAGCCCAUCAGUUUAAUCAGAAGAUCGUAAAAAUCAAGACUAAACUAUUUUACAAGCAGCAGAAGUUUAAUUUGCUAAGGGAGGAGAACGAGGGCUAUGCCAAAUUAAUAACCGAGCUUGGUCAAGACCUGUCGGGCAACAUCACCAGCCACCUGGUCCUGGAGAACAUCAAGUCCCUCAUAGGCUGCUUCAACCUGGACCCUAAUCGAGUUUUGGACAUCAUUUUGGAGGUGUAUGAGAGUCGGUCUGAUCAAGAUGAGUUCUUCCUGUCCCUCAUCAAGUCCUACAUGUGUGAACCCCUCACUCUUUGUCACAUAUUGGGUUUUAAAUUUAAGUUUUAUCAGGAGCCCAAUGAAGAAACCCCAAAGUCCCUUUACCACAUUGCUGCCGCUCUGCUUCACCACAACCUGAUUGAGCUGGAGGAUCUCUACGUACAUCUCAUGCCACUAGAUGCCUCCAUCGUCGAGGAGCACAAGCGCGACAUCUCGGAGGCCAAGCAGAUCGCUCGCAAGCUGGUGAUGGUGGUGUUGCCCUCGGAGAAGAGUGAAGACAAGGAAAAGGAGAAAGAGAAGGAUGAAGAAAAGAACGACAAGCCUCCCGAUAACCAGAAGCUGGGUCUUUUGGAGGCGCUGCUCCGGAUCGGGGACUGGCACCACGCCCAGAGCAUCAUGGACCAGAUGCCUUCUUUUUACGCCACUUCUCACAAGGCCAUCGCGCUGGCCCUGUGCCAGCUGGUGCACCUCACCGUGGAGCCCGUCUACAGGAGAGCCGGGGUUCCCAAAGGGGCCAGGGGCUCCUCCCUGCACCCGCUGAGGAACAAACGAGCCCCCCGGCCCGCCGAGACGUUCGAGGACCUGCGCAGAGACACGUUCAGCAUGCUGGGCUACCUGGGCCCGCACCUCUCCCACGACCCCAUCCUCUUUGCCAAGAUCGUGCGUCUCGGUAAAGGCUUCAUGAAAGAGUACCAGAGUGAUGCAAAACCUGAGGUCAAGGACAAGAUGGAAAUACUGCUGAGCUGUUUCCUGAGCAUUGCAGACCAGGUGCUGCUCCCCUCUCUGUCCCUGAUGGAGUGCAACGCCUGCAUGUCUGAGGAACUCUGGGGUCUCUUCAAGCUCUUCCCCUACCAGCACAGGUACCGGUUGUACGGACAGUGGAAGAAUGAGACCUAUUCCAGCCAUCCUCUGUUGGUUAAAGUCAAAGCUCAGACAGUGGAGAGGGCCAAAUACAUUAUGAAGCGUCUGACCAAAGAGAAUGUGAAACAGUCUGGAAGGCAGAUUGGCAAGCUGAGCCACAGCAAUCCCACAAUCCUCUUUGAUUAUAUGCUGUCUCAGAUCCAGUGGUACGACAACCUCAUUGUCCCAGUGGUGGAUUCCUUGAAAUACCUCACAUCCCUCAACUAUGACGUCUUGGCCUAUUGCAUCAUCGAGGCUCUGGCCAAUCCAGAGAAGGAGAAGAUGAAACACGACGAUACUACCAUCUCCUCUUGGCUCCAGAGCCUGGCGAGUUUGUGCGGAGCCGUGUUCAGGAAAUACCCCAUCGAGUUGGCCGGCCUCCUCCAGUAUGUCACUAAUCAGCUAAAGGCUGGAAAGAGUUUUGACCUGCUGAUCCUAAAAGAGGUGGUGCAAAAGAUGGCUGGCAUUGAGAUCACGGAUGAGAUGACCUCAGAGCAGUUGGAGGCCAUGACUGGAGGAGAGCAGCUAAAAGCUGAGGGCGGGUACUUCGGCCAGAUCAGGAACACUAAGAAGUCCUCUCAGCGUUUGAAGGACGCCCUGCUGGACCACGAACUGGCCCUGCCCCUCUGUUUACUCAUGGCUCAGCAACGGAACGGGGUGGUGUUUUUGGAAGGAGGAGAGAAACAUCUCAAACUCGUAGGGCACCUUUACGACCAGUGUCAUGACACGCUGGUGCAGUUUGGUGGAUUUUUAGCCUCAAAUCUCAGCACAGAGGACUACAUCAAGCGAGUCCCCUCCAUAGACAUCCUUUGUAACCAGUUCCACACUCCACACGAUGCCGCCUUCUUCCUGUCUCGGCCGAUGUACGCCCAUCAGAUUCUGUCGAAGUACGACGAGCUGAAGAAGGCAGAAAAAGGCAACCGGCAGCAGCAGAAGGCGCACAAGUACGUGUCGGCCUGCGAGCAGGUGAUGACGUCCGUGCACGAGGCCGUGGUGUCCCUCCACCCGGCCCGGGUCUGGGACGACCUGCGCCCCCAGUUCUACGCCACCUUCUGGUCUCUCACCAUGUACGACCUGGCAGUGCCGCACACCGCCUACGACCGCGAGGUCAACAAGCUCAAGGUCCAGAUCAAAGCCAUCGAGGAGAACCCAGAGAUACCCUUAAAUAAGAAAAAGAAGGAGAAGGAACGCUGCACCGCCCUGCAGGAAAAGCUACAGGAGGAGGAGAAGAAGCAGCUGGAGCACGUCCAAAGAGUUCUGCACCGCCUCAAGCUGGAGAAGGACAACUGGUUGUUGGCCAAAUCCACGAAGAACGAGACCAUCACCAAGUUCCUGCAGCUGUGCCUGUUCCCCCGCUGCAUCUUCUCCUCCAUCGACGCCGUGUACUGCGCCCGCUUCGUGGAGCUGGUCCACCAGCAGAAGACGCCCAAUUUCUGCACCCUCCUGUGCUACGACAGGGUGUUCUCCGCCAUCAUCUACACGGUGGCCAGCUGCACGGAGAACGAGUCCCAUCGCUACGGGCGCUUCCUGUGCUGCAUGCUGGAGACGGUGACGCGCUGGCACAGCGACCGCGCCGUCUACGAGAAGGAGUGUGUCAAUUACCCCGGUUUCCUGACCAUCUUCAGAGCCACCGGGUUUGACGGAGGAAACAAAGUGGACCAGCUGGACUAUGAGAACUUCAGGCACGUGGUGCAUAAAUGGCACUACAUGCUGACUAAAGCCUCCGUUCACUGCCUGGAGACGGGAGACUACACGCACAUCCGGAACAUCCUGAUCGUGCUCACCAAGAUCCUGCCCUGCUACCCCAAGGUCCUCAACCUGGGCCAGGCGCUGGAGUGCAGAGUCCACAAGAUCUGCCUGGAGGAGAAGGACAAGAGGCCAGACCUCUAUGCCUUAGCUAUGGGUUAUUCAGGUCGCUUGAAAAGCCAGAAGGUGCACAUGGUCCCCGAGAACGAGUUUCACCACAAGGACCAGCCAACCCGCAGUGCCACGCCCGCCGGGCAGCAGAACGGCCCCGUUAGCGCCGGGAAACCGGCCGCCGGCGCCAGCAAGGCCGACGACGGCGCCUCGGAGGACGGAGAUCGAGUUAAAGAUAAAUCCCAAGGGACCACAAAGCCAGUGAACAAAGCCAACAGUGCAGCAGCCAAAGUGACCACCAGCAACGGGAACGGCGCCCUCAGCAGCACCAAAGCUGUCAAAGAGCGGGACGACAAAGAGAAGAGUGGGAAGGAGAAAAAAGAGAAAAAGGAAAAGACACCGGGCAGCACGCCGGAGACAAAGGCAGAGACCCGGCGGGAGAAGCAGAGAGAUGAGAGAGCAAUGAAGGAGGAGCGGGUGGCGCGAGAGGGUAAGGAGAAGACCCCCAAGGCAGACAGGGAGAAACUGAAGCUGGAAGAGAAGGCCGGCAAAGACGACAAGGCCAAAGCCGGAAACGGGGAGCCGAUGGAUCCGUCCAGGGAGCGAGACGCCAUUAAGGAGUCCAAGAGCAAGGAGAAAGGAGACAGGAGUGCAGCGGCCGGGUCCAUCAAGUCACCGGUUCCCAGAUCGGAGUCCGCUGAGUCUGAGAGGGAUCACAAAAGGCGAAAGCUCGACAGUCACCCUUCCCCGUCCCACUCCUCGUCUGUUAAGGACAAUAGCAACGAACCCAAGGAGUCCACAUCCAAGUACCACAUCAACUUUAAUUCAAUUGCCCGGUCCAAGAGCAGAGAGAGGGAAAUGGAGAAGAAAGAGGCAGAGAACACACAGGGCAGAUCGAAAGAGAAGAAGGAAGAAAAGGAACGAAAAGAAAGGAAAAGAGACUACAUCAUCAACGACCACGACCUGAGCCAGGAGCUGAAGCGCCGGAAGGACGAGAACGGCACCAUCUUCAAAAACAGCAAGAGCUCGAGCCCGUCCUGCGACUCUCCGGUGCUGGGCGAGAAGGAGAAGAGCAAACGGUGCAAGUCCUCCAACAAAGAGAAGGCCGACUCGGCCAAGCCCGAGCGCACGUCCUCCGGAGGGAAAAAGGAGUCCAGACACGAUAAAGACAAGUCUGAAAAGAGGGAGAAGAGGGAGAGCAGUGGGGGGAAAGAAGAGAAAAAGCAUCAUAAAUCUUCCGACAAGCACAGAUAAUGUGCGCUAGUCAGUGAAGCAGAACUAAAGAAGCUUUUAUCUGCGAGGCCCCGGCAACUCCAUCUCAGCUCCGUUGUUGACUCUCGUAAUGUUUUGGGUCUUUUUUUUCCAUUUUUUUUUUCAAGUAUUUUUUUUUUUUUUUUUUUUUUUCUCCUUUCAGGCAGUAAACAGUUUUUCUUCAUCAUUAUUAUUAUUAUUAUUAUUAUUCAGUAUGAGCACAACGUGCUGGCGUAAUCACAGUGUUAUUCUUUCUUUAGAGAUGUGGUUACUGUAUGAAAUGAUCUCCCAGCAUCUGGUCAUGGAUUCACUCAUUGUAAUGCUUGAAAAUGUUCAUUUUUUUCUUCUUUUUUUUUGUAACUUUACCAGGUCUUUGUUUUGUCGCUCGUUUUUUUUUUUGGAGUUAACAAGCUUUCCAUACCCACUUACCUCAUAUCCUUUUGAGACGCGUAGUUAUUUUUUAUUUUUCCUCCUUUUAAUCCGCGUAAAAACAGUCGGCUUAAACCAGAAAACGAUUACAAAGGACCAGUUUGUAUAUUCUGUACAAUAUUAAAGAGGGUAACAUGAAAUUUACAUCAUGUUAAUUUUUUUUUUCUUUUUCUCUUUUUUGGAUGUCCCAUACAGUUCUUCUGUGUAUUUUUUUUUCUCUCCUUGUGUUGAUCAGGUUUUUACAUAAUUUAUAAAUGUCAGUUCAAUCUCAAUUCAAAUGUAGAAUUGUAAAGAGAAAAAAAAAAAAGGCUUAAAGAGGUUCUGAUGCUCUGUACUCCAAAUACAACUGUUUUGAAAAUGACCUUUGGAGAUUUUAUCUGCUGUACUCAAUGAGUGUAAGCUUUUUUUAAGAAACAAAAAAAAAAAGAAAGAAAAACAAGCCAAUAAAUAAUAGUUUUCCUAGUGUGUCACUUUGAUAUGGUCUCCACUUCUUUCUUGAUUUUUUUUUCAUUUGCAUGAA